Messenger RNA from Piliocolobus tephrosceles (Ugandan red Colobus), 1108 nucleotides. RefSeq lists its product as uncharacterized. The record is from RefSeq and is a predicted model, not a curated record. The coding region runs from base 117 to 1082 and encodes 321 amino acids. The transcript has 2 exons. NCBI's taxonomy places the organism in Eukaryota, Metazoa, Chordata, Mammalia, Primates, Cercopithecidae.
AAACAAAUUUUGCUUGUUAUAGAAAAAAUAGAGAAACUUAUUUUGAAAAAAAACGUGAACAUAAAAGGCAUCCAAAACAUGAUAAAACAUUUUUUUUAAAAAAGGAUGAACAAAAUAUGAAUAACAAUUUUCAACUAACUGAAUGUUCUUCAAAUAAUUUACAUAAUAAACAUGCGGAAGAGCCAACGAAUGGUCAGAUUGAACAAAAUUGGAAAACAAAUUACGAACAUGUGUUACCUCUUAUUCAGAAGAGUAGUAAGAGUGACGUAAAUAAUAAGCAACUUAAAUUAUUUACUAGUGAAUUUUCAAAGCGGAAAAUACAGAACGAUAUACACCAAGACAUACAUAAAAACAUAAAGCAUUACACACAAUACGAUAUACAACAAGAUACAGAACAAGAAAUGGAUAUACAAAUCAGAGGGGUACCACAAAUAAAACAUCAGUACGAUGAAACGGUUGAAUUGGUUAAAAAAGAAAGAUUGUGUGACAAUGACUCAUGCAACACUUACGAUCUUGUGGAAAAAAUAAAUUAUUAUAAACUCACUUUAUGUGAGUAUAAACGCUUAUUAAAAAAGCAAAACACAUCUAAUACAAAAUUAAAAGAAAUACAAAAACUACUAUCAUAUGAAAUCGAAAAAAACGAAAUAAUUAAUCAAAAAUAUAUUGAUUUGUUGAGUAAAGUUAGGGAUGUAACAAAAAAAAAAGAGGAACAGGGACAUCGACAUCGACAUGAACAGAAAGAACAAGAAAUAAUAUCAACAUAUAAACAAACAAUUGAAUAUAAAACAACAUUAAAAAUACAAGAGCUUCUAAAUGAAAUUAAAUUUCUUACACAGGAUAUCGAAGUGUUAAAAGACCAUCAAAACUUAUUACAAAAAGAUGUUAAUGACAAGAAUAAAAUAAUAUCACAUUUGAUAAAAAAACAUGCAUUGAAUGAGGAACAUUUUAGACUUGAUACAAGCUUCGAAAUUUAUAAUGACCAACUGACAUACAACGAAAUGAAAAAAGUAAUGGAAGAAACCCUUAUUGAAAAUAUUAGGCUCCGCAAUGAUCUCAUGACUUUGGCUAAAAGUGUUAACUAAAGAAAAAAAAAAAAAAAAAAAAAAAA